Molecule: messenger RNA, 580 nt
Organism: Populus trichocarpa (black cottonwood)
Lineage: Eukaryota; Viridiplantae; Streptophyta; Magnoliopsida; Malpighiales; Salicaceae
Product: cytochrome c oxidase subunit 5C
Exons: 2
Coding region: 195-386 (63 amino acids)
Source: RefSeq, a predicted model, not a curated record
AAGGUAAACGUCACGCAGGUUAUCGCGUCUCAUUUCUCUUGAACCUCCGUAAUAAUCUUCUCAGCGCAGUUCAAUUAAGGUCAGCAAACCCUAGUCUCUCCAUCCAUCCCUCCCUCCCUCUCGAUCUAUCUUGGAUCGAACUCUUCUCUUUAUUAGUCACCCUGUCAUUUUAUUUAGAUUACUAGCGAAGUGAAAUGGCUGGCGGUAGGGUUGCUCAUGUGACCUUGAAAGGACCAAGUGUUGUCAGGGAGCUUUGUAUUGGAUUUGCACUUGGCUUGGUUGCUGGUAGUCUUUGGAAAAUGCAUCACUGGAACGAGCAGAGGAAAGUGAGAUCAUUUUAUGACUUGCUGGAAAAAGGUGAGAUCAGUGUUGUUGUGGAAGAAUAAAUUAUGUCCUAUUCCCCUGCCUCUGCCAUUGUGUUAUGGACAGCUUCAGAAGUAUUCUGUUUUGUCUCCCAUGUCAUAAUUUUAAGCUGUGGGUGCUUAGCCUUCAGACUUUGAAGAAUAAAUUUCUUGUUUGAGAUGUGCAGCACACAAUUGUUUUACAUGAAUGUGUGAAGUUAAUGCCUUUCACUCUGUCA